CGGGAGUGUUAACGGACCGGAAUUUGCUGCGGCGGAGAGUCUCCGGACUUCAAACAACAACAAAAUAUACUGUAGAUGGACUACCUAGAUACUGGCAGAAACUUCUCGGAAAUCUGGUAGAGCUUUGAGGGUGCAUAUAGUGGGAAAGUAUCUGCAGCUACUCCAUACAGAUACUGCUCAUAGGCAAAGCUUGAUAUCAGUGUAACCGGUGUUUGCUUCUCAACAAGCCACCACUGCCACCACUGCCACCACCCGUCUGGAUGUACCCGACUCACGUCCCCUGUACGGUUUUCACAAGCUUCGUGUGCUGACAAGCAAAUCUUACCCCAGCCCAACCAAAGCCCAGCUCUCUCCAGCUUCAGUGCACACUGCACUCAGCACCGCACACACCAAGCCCACACGCAAAAGACCCACCAAGAAGAAAUUGGUCCAGGCAACCCAGUUUGGGGAUACGUCAGCGGAAAGAAGAGCCACCAAGAAACAUCACCGACUACCACAACCACUCUGCCCGCGGAAACAACCCGAUUUUCGACCAACACAUCCACAUCCGUCAACUCCCCCGUUCCUCCUUUAUACAGAUCCAAGGGGUUGGCUGCGGCUUUUUGAUGCGACGAACAACAUCGUAGUCGCAUCCGCAGGCCUCCCAACGACUCGGCGCCCUCCCAAGAAAGAGAACUGCGCCCGAAAGGAAGGGGUAUCGAAAACUUUUUCCUGCGGCAUCGACCUCAAGAUGGCACCGCGCAGAGGAAUCAAGUUCAACCAUCGGAAUGGGCAAAGUUCAGGUAUAGAUGGACGAAGGAGCAGUUUCUCGGACAUUAGUGAGGCAGCAUCAGAGCCUGGAUCGCCAGCCAAACCGGGCCACGGGAGUGAUGUUGCGACGGAGGUAAGAAUUUAUCCACUCGAGUGUGCUUGCAAGAAGAGCUCUGGCUAACUCGUUUACCAAAGAUCCAAGAUGCGCCGAUUUCCGAAUACGAAAAGAAGAAGCAGACCUUUGUAACGCGAUCGAUAUGGACGUUUGUAAUGAUUGGCGCCUUCUUUGGCGCCAUGUUCAUGGGACACAUCUACAUUAUCAUCAUCGUGACCGGUGUUCAAAUCGUCUCAUUCAAAGAAGUCAUUGCAAUUGCCAACGUGCCCAGUCGGGCGCGCCGGUUGAGAUUUACAAAAUCACUGAACUGGUACUGGCUAGCUACUACUAUGUACUUUCUUUAUGGUGAAAGCGUCAUUUACUACUUCAAACACAUUGUGUUGGUUGAUAAAGUCCUCUUGCCCUUUGCAACCCAUCAUAGAUUCAUAAGCUUCAUGCUCUAUGUCAUCGGUAAGCUUUUAGGGGAAAGGCGCUCAAAACGUGGCUAAUUAAAAUCUCAGGCUUUGUAUUCUUCGUCACAUCUCUUCAGGCGGGCCACUACCGUUUCCAGUUCACACAAUUCGCAUGGACUCACAUGGCUCUGUACUUGAUUGUGGUACAGGCUCAUUUCAUUAUGAACAAUGUCUUUGAGGGCAUGAUCUGGUUUUUCCUACCAGUUUCUCUCGUGAUUUGCAACGAUAUAUUUGCCUACCUGGUUGGUAUCACCGUCGGGAGAACUCAACUUAUCAAACUUUCUCCCAAAAAAACCGUGGAAGGGUUUCUCGGUGCUUGGCUCUUUACCGUCAUUCUCGGCGUUGGAAUGACCAACGUUCUCAUGCGGUACAAGUAUUUCAUCUGCCCUGUAAAUGUAAGAAACUUCAAUAUGGUCGAGUAACAUCCACUAAUAUCAACAGGAUCUUGGUGCAAACAUCUUUACCGGACUCGAGUGCGUACCAAAUCCAGUAUUCGUCCCACACGUUUAUAAUCUUCCCAUCUGGUUUCCUUUCUUCAAGAGCUUCAUGAUGGCACCCCUGCAAAUUCAUAUCCUUCUUUUCGCUACUUUUGCCUCUUUGAUUGCUCCAUUCGGAGGUUUCUUUGCCUCUGGUCUUAAGCGUACUUUCAAGAUCAAGGACUUCGGCGAUUCCAUUCCUGGUCAUGGUGGAAUCACUGAUCGUAUGGAUUGCCAAUUCAUUAUGGGUUUCUUUGCGUAUAUGUAUUAUCACAGUUUCAUUGCAGUCUACAAUGUAUCUCUUGGCGGGGUCAUUGAGACUGCUAUCACUGGACUUACUCCAGAGGAGCAGGUGGAACUUGUGAAGGGAAUUAGCAAGCAUCUUGUAAAUCAAGGUGUGAUUGCAGAAGGCGUAAGUACUGUCGCAUUCGAUUCCACAAUUACGCUAACGUCAUCUAGGUCCUGGAUUGCCUGAAUACCGUCGUCAAAAGAUGAUGAGUAGAAAAGUUGUGACAUUACGAAUGAUGAUAUUGUCAAAUUGCAUGCCUUCUCGUGUAUAAUACCCCUUUUUAUUCUCGUCUAUAUCUACGGUUCCACUUGGAUUCUUCUUUGUUUAUUGAGGGCUCAGGUGAAAUAUUUGCUGGGCAUGAAAGAGAUAUGGGACCUGUGUACUUGGCGAAGUGAAACGCUGAUAUUUAAUGCGGCUGUGGGUGGG
Messenger RNA from Hymenoscyphus albidus, 2508 nucleotides. The record is from the annotation of a GenBank genome assembly. Lineage: Eukaryota; Fungi; Ascomycota; Leotiomycetes; Helotiales; Helotiaceae.